This is a messenger RNA of Macrosteles quadrilineatus (aster leafhopper), 1547 nucleotides long. It is a transcript of the gene Gorab, whose product is annotated as RAB6-interacting golgin. The transcript has 6 exons. Lineage: Eukaryota; Metazoa; Arthropoda; Insecta; Hemiptera; Cicadellidae. The record is from RefSeq and is a predicted model, not a curated record. Gene Ontology annotation, biological process: non-motile cilium assembly. The coding region runs from base 119 to 1048 and encodes 309 amino acids.
GUAUUCGUUUAUUUUUUAUUUUAUAGCAAGGUAUAAGUUAUAGGCUAGGCCUACAUUAGGUGAAAAUAAUUCAGAGUUGAAGAUUAAAAAUGUGAUUAGGUUAAAUAUAAAAAUAAACAUGGAAGAAACUUGGGAAGGGUUUACUCCAGAAGAGAUAACAAAAAUUAGUAAUAAAAAAAAUGUUGGGCCUAAAUCAGACAAAGGGAGCAACAGUCCUGUUAAGAAGAUGAUCUUCAAACAGAAUACAUUUGGGAAGAAGAAUAACACUAGAGAAAGAAUGCUGAAAUCAUCCAACAACCUCACAGUGACUUCUGAUGCCAAAGUGGAUUUACCCAGCGGUGCCAGACUUUAUAUUGCUCAGAUUCCAGAAGAAGAUGAGAUAGAGGAGCCAGAGAUGCAGGGUGGAGAAAAAUCAGCACAAAGAGAAAAAUUGCCUGAAAGUGAAGUAAAGUCGCAGAGCAAAGAAAACAGUUUACGAACGUCAAGUAUAGGAGAAGUACCAUCAUUGCCUUCAAAACUGCCUGAACUCCUUAGCUCUCCUCGUGAAGCUGACUUGGAGGACUUUGAGAAAAGGCAGAAGAUGAUACAGGAACAAAACAGGCGAAGGAAAGAGUGUUUGAGGAAAGCAUUGGAAGACAGAACGAAGAAAACCCACGAAGAAGCCCGUCGGCUGGGAGAGAUUGAGGAAGAGCUGAAGAAGUUGGACGUUCAGUUGAGCAACGAUGUCUCAAUAUUACGGAACCAGAUUGAAGUCGCCAGUCUGGACUUCAUGGAAGCUCAGAAGAGGUUUGACAGAGCCGAGAGGGAGUAUUUGGACGCCAAGUUGGCUCUGUUCACCAAGAGAGAGCGCAAGGAACUGUUGACGGGGCACUUGUGUACCAUUAUUGAGCAGAAUGAGCUGCGUAAGGCCAAGAAACUAUCAGACCUGAUGGACAAGUUGCAACUGGCGUCCGUGGUUAUAGUAAAACCAUUUGAAGCACCUGAAAAUGGGGAAAAUGUCGACAUGAAAGAAGAUCAAAAAAGCAAUGUGCCUGAACCUCCAAAAUGAUCAAAGUACGUUUUUUAUCCAGACCAAAGACCAACGUAAAGUAUUUGUAAGAAGCCAUUAUACUUUUGAGCAAUUCAAAUUCAUAAUUAGUAUCAGUUUGUUAGUCUACUACGUUUAGGUUUCUUAUUUGAGAUUUUGAUUAUUUCCCAAUUUAUAUUUAAUACAUAUAGGCAGGGUAUUCAAUACUCGUUGUAACUAAGCAUUUAUUAACAAAGUACUGUUCCUUAUUUGUUAAAUGACCUAAAACUGUAUUUAUUUUAUAUUUAUAAUCAAUCAACCAUAAAUAGUAUUUUUCAAUUGCCAGUUAUGUUUAAACAUUUGGUGCUACUGUAGUUACUUGUGAUAGAAAUAAUUUAUCAUAUUCGUAUACUCAUUUUACAUGGAUAAGUGAAACCAUCAAAUAUUGUUAAUAGCUUUAUUUGUACAUAACAACAUAGAAUUAAUUGAUAGCUACCUAAUUUUAAGAUAAAGAAUGCAUUUAUAUUUAAUAAUAAUUUAU